Messenger RNA from Trematomus bernacchii (emerald rockcod), 1032 nucleotides. RefSeq names its product E3 ubiquitin-protein ligase RNF115. Gene Ontology annotation, molecular function: ubiquitin protein ligase activity. The transcript has 10 exons. Gene Ontology annotation, cellular component: cytoplasm. Gene Ontology annotation, biological process: protein ubiquitination. NCBI's taxonomy places the organism in Eukaryota, Metazoa, Chordata, Actinopteri, Perciformes, Nototheniidae. The coding region runs from base 142 to 1029 and encodes 295 amino acids. The record is from RefSeq and is a predicted model, not a curated record.
AAGCUCUUGGCUUGUUUGGGCAUCGUUGCAGGACAAAGCCGCGCUUCUGACAGGGACCCUCAGUGACCCGUCAGACAGCCGUGAGUGUGGGACUUUUAUGGGCUUCCACACCGACGUCAGGCACCUCGCUUUACCGUGAAGAUGGCGGAGGCUGCGGAGACACCACAACACCGUUUUUUCUGUCACUGCUGUAAAAGUGAAACAAAGCCCAAACUCCCGGAUUUUGUCUGUCCCAGAUGUGACUCUGACUUCAUUGAGGAGGUGUCAGAAGACUCCAGUCUCCUGCAGAAUAGUUCACCAGUGUCCAGUGAAGACUCAAACUCGUUGUUUUCAGAGUUAUGGCAGCUGCUGUUCAUGGAGCGGUCUGCUCUGCUGUCCAAUCCGCCCUCCUCAGAGUCGGACCCAGAUGACAGCGAGCAGGUAUCGUCAGGUCAGAUCUGUCCCUCCCCAGUGACGCCAAUCGCUGCUGAGGCCGCAGAACCAGAGUCUCCCUCCCCGUCUGAAGAGGAGAGGUCGCCCAGGCCAGACCAAAGGCCAGCAGUGGAAGGGAUUGUGCAACAGUUCUUGACCGGCCUUUUUUCCAACAACGGAAACCCCGGUGCUGCACCAGCUGCCCUAUCUAGUAUGCUACAGUUGCACUCAAACCCUGGAGAUUAUGCGUGGGGUCAAGGAGGUCUUGACGCUGUCAUAACAGAGUUGUUGGGACAGUUGGAGAGCACAGGUCCGCCCCCUGCAGAAAAGGAGAUGAUCUCAUCACUGCCGACAGUUUGCAUCUCUCAAGAACAGACAGACUGCAGACUGGAGUGUCCAGUUUGUAGGGAGGAGUAUACAUCAGGGGAGUCUGUCAGGAAGCUUCCCUGCCUCCAUUUCUUCCACAGUGAAUGUAUAGUGCCUUGGCUGGAGCUGCAUGAUACCUGCCCAGUGUGCAGAAAAAGCCUUGACGGUGUCGACAACAGCCUCCCCCCCACAUCAGAACCCCCAGAAGCAAACUCCAUCAUUCAUUUAACUUACAGUAACAUGAGGAAAUAAAAA